CGUGUAUACAUAACAAAGGGAUUAUGUUGCAUAAAGAACUCUCAUACGACCCAGUCCACAUCAAUGAUUAUAUCAUUGGGAACCCUGCGAAAGGGAUGGGACUUCGAUUUUUGAUGAAAAAUAUAAAACCUCGGACAUUAGAGCUCACUUUAAACGGGCUUUAUAACCAUUUAUCUAUUCAUUCACCUAUCGCCUAUUCCUUGAUCCCAUAUUUCUCAACACUGGGCGUCAGAACUAGUCGCGAUGGCUCACUCACCCCUUCUACGGACCUUGAUGCGUUUGAGGCUGGAUAGUAGAAGUGUAGCAUUGGUGAAUUACGAGUUAGCUUUAGAAGAUGUCAGUGUCAAACUACAACAACUCCCCAGACUAGAAAAUUUUGACGACAAUCGAUGGACUGACCUUCGUAAAACCUACGACAAUAAAAAAAUGAGAGAAACUCAGCAGAAAUCAUUCGAGAGCCAUUUUUCGAAGAAAGUACUAGAAAAAAGGAGGUUGCAACAUGAUACGAAUAAUAUCCUCCAGGCGUGGAAAGAGAUAAUCCCGACAAAACCCAAAGAACUGAAAUUGGCUCUCGCCAAAUCGGGAUUCGCCGAAUGGAAACCCCCAUUGCCCUCCGAGUCUCUACUAUCCGAACAAUACUCGUACAAUCCCUUUUCGUCCGGUCGCGUCCAUGUAGCGGAUGUAGGGAUAAUAGACAGGAGAUUACUGCAUCAUGCUCUGAGUCCGAAGUACGUACCCAAACCACAUUUCAAGAUGGAAAGAAUAAGACUCGAAGCGAAAAGCGCUGAGUACGCAGCCUUCGCAGAAAAUAACCGCCAUAUGAUACCGCGCCCUCAAGACGAGUCAUCGGACGAAGCUCUUUUAUCUGAGGAUGAGGCGGGGCACUCGGAGAGAGAGGAUGCAAAGGGUGGCAAGGUCAAACUUGGUAAGCGGAAGCGUGUCACGAAGGAGAAACCAAAACCCAAGAAACGCACGAGAAAGCCUGCUAAGUUCGUCAAAUUGUAUGAUUGCAAGGCUCAUGACCGUGCCCAAUUGAAUUCCCAGGCCAUCAGCUUGUUUUCUUUGAUGCAGCAAAGGGUACCCCGAAUAGAGUCACCCGCAUUUGAACGGGUUAAUAGGGCGAUUAAAAGUCGUAAAGAUAGUAAUCAAGUAUCGACUCCAAUGGAUAUCGACGAAGAUCCUACGGUGGAGGAAUUCCGAAUCCAUGGGAUUCUACUACCUAUACGGCUUCCAUUCGAGGAAUCCAGCAAUGGAGAACCACGGGAACCAACUAUCGAAGACGCCGCGCAGUAUCAAUGCUGGAGACGCCGAGCGAGGCCGUUCUUUGAGGAGCGAGAUCGGUAUAUGCAGAGCAGGAUUUACUAUGAACGAGUCAACGAUCGCGAAUUGUCGCAUGCUGUUCAAGCAUUGGUGGCAUUCUGGUCUAAAUUGAAUACGCAGUUAGGUUCUUAAGGGGUAAAAAAUGAUAGCGACUCUCUUAGUAUGCUACAUAGGUAAGUCCUAGGUAUGGUAAGUG
This is a messenger RNA of Annulohypoxylon maeteangense, 1516 nucleotides long. RefSeq lists its product as uncharacterized. The transcript has a single exon. NCBI's taxonomy places the organism in Eukaryota, Fungi, Ascomycota, Sordariomycetes, Xylariales, Hypoxylaceae. The record is from RefSeq and is a predicted model, not a curated record. The coding region runs from base 244 to 1452 and encodes 402 amino acids.